AUGGACGCAGCAGACAGGAGGAUUGUUCUUCUGGGUAAGACUGGAGCUGGCAAGAGCAGCCUGGCCAACACUAUACUUGAAGAUGGUAGUUUGUUUAAAGUCUGUCACUCCUCCAAAUCUGGAACAGUGGUCUGUCAGUCUGAGAUCAAAACAGUGCACGGAAGAAAUGUGCAGCUAAUCGAUACUCCUGGUCUUUUUGAUACCGAUUCAAAUGCCCCUGAUUUUACGAAGGAGAUCCUGAAUUGCAUGAUUGAGUGUGCAGAAGGAGUCCACGCCUUUCUGCUGGUGCUCAAAGUGGAGAGGUUCACCAAACAUGAGCUGUCUGUGGCUGAAGUUAUCUGUAAACACUUCUCAGAAGAGGCUCUCAAAUACACCACACUGGUCAUUACUCAAGGUGAUCAGCUGAAAGAGGGGGUCACUAUAAAGGAAUGGGUCAAAGAUAAUGAAGCCCUGACCACCCUGAUUCAGAAAUGUGGAGGUCGCUGUCAUGUGUUUGAUAAUAAAUACUGGAACAACAGCAGUGAUCUAUACAGGAACAACCAGCACCAGGUCAAAGAGCUGCUCAAGACCAUCGACCAAACUGUGCAAAAGAACAAAGGGAGAUGCUACACCAAUGCAAACCUUGAAAAAGUGAAUGAAAAAAUAAACGAGCAAAUCAGGAUAAUCAAAGCAGCACCAGAGAAUGCCAAAUUGUCAGACGUGGAGGUCCGGAAGAAGGCUAAAGAGAACACAUUUGACUUUUUCUGGCCCAUCUUAUCAGGUCUAGUCACAGUGGUGCUUGGUGUCGCCGUUUUCAUUGGAAUGGUAGUUUUAAAAGCACACUCAAAUACUCGAAGAAUUGUCCUGAUUGGCAAAAGUGGCAGUGGAAAAAGCAGCCUGGCCAACACCAUUUUCGGAGCUCAAACUUUCGACGUGAACCACAGCAGUGACUCUAGAUCUAAAUUCUCCCAGGCCCAAACUAGAACUGUGAACGGACUGAAGUUGACAUUGAUUGACACCCCUGGUAUUUUCAACACCGACCGCUCCAGUGACGAAAUUCAGUGUGAGAUAUUUAGCUGUUUGAUCCAAUGCUCGCCCGGACCCCACGCCUUUAUUUUCGUACUUUUGGUGGAGAAGUUUACAGAGCAAGAACAAGCCAUCGUCGAUCAAAUUCAGACGCAUUUCGGUGAUGAGGUUUUCAAAUACACCACGGUAGUCUUCACUCACGGAGACCAGCUGCCCGAAACGAUGAAAAUUGGUGAGUUCGUGGCUCAGAGCAAAGGGCUGAGCGAAUUGGUCCGGAAAUGUGGUAAACGCUGCCAUGUGAUUGACAACAAGUACUGGAAAAACACCAAGCAAAAUGAAUAUCGAAGCAACACGUUUCAAAGGAGAGAGAUCCUCAGUUCAAUCGAUAUGACGUGUCAACAAAACAACAAUGGCUUCUUCAUUAAUUCGAAGUUACAGCAAGUGGAAGCCGAUAUUCGAAAAGAGCAAGAACGUAUUCGCAAGUUGAGAGGCAAUUCUGCGGAGGAGAGCAGAGAUGAAGCAAAGCAAAUAGUCCUUCAAAAAUUCAUACAAACACAGCAACGAAAGCGCUAUCUGAAAUAUAUAUUAAUUGGUGCUGGUUUUUCCGUUGUCUCGUAUAUUCUGAUGGCUCAAAUGGUAAGUUUUUUCAGAGGGGGUAAAGUGAUGUCAGGGUCAGGCCCAGGUGCAAAUGAGGCGCUGGUUCCUUCAGUGGUGGAGGUGGUACAGGAAGUAGUGACACCGAUAAAAACUACUUUAGAUUACAUCAUAGAAACCAUAGAAGCAGUGCUCAAAAGUAGCAUGUGGUCUAACUCCAACAAGACGCAGCCCAUGUAAGACAGACAAGAGUUAUCGUGAUCAAAAAUACAACUUAAAAUUAUUUAAAGG
Boleophthalmus pectinirostris (great blue-spotted mudskipper) is the source of this 1890-nucleotide messenger RNA. Its product is annotated as GTPase IMAP family member 8-like. The transcript has 3 exons. Gene Ontology annotation, molecular function: GTP binding. Bases 1 to 1839 code for a protein of 612 amino acids. Lineage: Eukaryota; Metazoa; Chordata; Actinopteri; Gobiiformes; Gobiidae. The record is from RefSeq and is a predicted model, not a curated record.